GUGAGGAAUGAGCGAUCAGCCCCGGAGCUGUGGCCGUCCUUCCCCCGGGAGAUGAACACACACUGUGCCCUUGUCCUGUCCUGAUAUCACUCCCUCCACACCGGACAGAGCCAUGGACGGUCUGCUCGUAGUCUUCCUCAUCUCCCUGGGAAUGUUCCUGGGCUGCUUCCUCCUGGGUCUCAUCCCUCUGGCAUUCAAACUCUCCGAGCAAAAGUUGCAGUUUAUCAGUGUGCUGGGUGCCGGCUUGCUCUGUGGAACAGCGCUGGCUAUAAUUAUACCUGAGGGGAUUGAGCUGCUGGAGGGAUCUUCUAAAGGAUCUCCAGCUAAAUGCUUGAAUGUUGCCCAGAAUGUCAAUAUGACAGAGGCUGUGGCGAUGGAGGAGGAAGUCAUAGAAAUUGCUUCUACUAUCCCACCCCACUUCUUCAUUGGGGUCUUCCUGGUCACCGGAUUUAUUCUGAUGUUUAUCGUGGACCAGAUAGGAAGCUACUGCUCUCAUCAUGACCCCAGGACGGGAAUGUCUGCAGGAACGAGCAUCACGGCCACGCUGGGUCUGGUCAUCCACGCUGCAGCUGAUGGGGUUGCCCUUGGGGCCGCGGUUGCGUCUUCUCAGGUCUCUGUACAAGUCAUUGUCUUCUUUGCAGUCAUCCUACAUAAGGCCCCAGCAGCGUUUGGUCUGGUCUCGUUCCUCAUGCAUGCAGGACUAGAGAAGAAACAAAUUCAGAAGCACCUACUGGCAUUUUCAGUGGCAGCACCCCUACUUGCCAUUACAACGUACUUAAUUCUGACAAUGACAGGGGGCAGCUCACAGCACAAACUCAGCGCUACGGGACACGGCAUGCUGUUCUCAGCUGGGACUUUCCUCUACGUGGCCACGGUUCACGUCUUACCGGAGAUCAGUGGCCGGGGGCACAAUCAACCCCACGGGGCAUCCGAAUACAGACAGCAAGGACUGGGACUGUUAGAGAGUCUGACUCUGGUGGUGGGAGCCUUCCUCCCGGUCCUGCUAUCACUGGGACUUCACGAUGGCUGAACAAGGACCGAGCGAGCACUGCCAACGUACCCGAUUAUUCCACCGGAGAUCGUCCCCCGUAACAAGUCCCAGGAAAUAAUUCCACAACACGAGGUGCGGCCCCUGGGAUGAUAGAACACGAAUAGGACUUUUUAUAUAGAACAGUGAUCUUAAGAUCAUUAGCUAAAUAUGAUCUCUAUUGUCCAGAAUGUUCUAUUAACGUCUAACUUACGAAAAAAUCGAGUAAAUUAUUGUGAUUAAUAGAAAUAGCCGUAAAGAGAUUCUGAUUUCCUGGGCCUUGCUCCGGAGAUUUUCAACAAAAGUUGACGUAUUUCUGUCCAGUCUGCUGACGGCCAUUUUUGUAAUUUGGCCAAUAGCGGUGUCUGUGUCCAUUCUUAAAGGGAAUCUGUAAUGUUUUUACAAUGUUUUUUUUUUUAAAUAUAUAAACUAUUUAAAU
Messenger RNA from Nanorana parkeri, 1466 nucleotides. RefSeq names its product zinc transporter ZIP9-B-like. Gene Ontology annotation, molecular function: metal ion transmembrane transporter activity. The record is from RefSeq and is a predicted model, not a curated record. Gene Ontology annotation, biological process: zinc ion transport; transmembrane transport. The coding region runs from base 113 to 1030 and encodes 305 amino acids. The transcript has 7 exons. Lineage: Eukaryota; Metazoa; Chordata; Amphibia; Anura; Dicroglossidae. Gene Ontology annotation, cellular component: membrane.